Messenger RNA from Auxenochlorella protothecoides, 552 nucleotides. RefSeq names its product Cysteine-rich venom protein TRI1. Bases 1 to 552 code for a protein of 183 amino acids. The record is from RefSeq and is a predicted model, not a curated record. Gene Ontology annotation, cellular component: extracellular region. Lineage: Eukaryota; Viridiplantae; Chlorophyta; Trebouxiophyceae; Chlorellales; Chlorellaceae. The transcript has 4 exons.
AUGGUUUUACCCGGGUGGUCGCUGCUCGUCGCUUUGAUCGCGACAGUGGUUGUCGCUCCCAUGGGUUCCGAGGCAGCAGCCUCCCGUGCGCUUCUCGCCACUCAAGCGCCACUUUGCGAUACUCCGGAGCUCCUGCUGCAGAUCCACAACCUGGCGCGCUCAGAGCACAGCGUGGGGCGUCUGACGUGGAAUGAAACCCUGGCCAGAGUGUCUGAGGAGUACGCUGAGAAAUGCCAUUAUGGGCAUGCCCCCAAGCCCAACCGGUCGGGGUUCGGCAAGUAUGCCGGCGAGAACAUCCUCUAUACCCGGAACAUCCGGGUUACGUGCGAGCACGUCUGGAAGGCCUGGUACUACAACGAGGCCAGGAGCUACGUUUUGGGAACCGGAGGGGACACUGGCCACUUCACUCAAAUGGUUUGGAAGGGCAGCAAAGAAGUCGGCUGCGGCUUCGUCAAAUGUCCCGGCUACGUCAACAACCUGAAUGCGCCGGGCUACUGGACAUACCUGGUGUGCCGCUACUAUCCCGCGGGCAAUGUCAUAGGUGAUUUGUGA